Molecule: messenger RNA, 438 nt
Organism: Uncinocarpus reesii 1704
Lineage: Eukaryota; Fungi; Ascomycota; Eurotiomycetes; Onygenales; Onygenaceae
Exons: 2
Coding region: 1-438 (145 amino acids)
Source: RefSeq, a predicted model, not a curated record
AUGGCGGUUCCUUACCUUCAGCCUAUGGGAUAUACUGGGAACUUGCAGAGCACCCCCUCAUCCUCUACUCUGCCAAAUGUGGUUGCGACCAAUAACUUGGUUGGCAACACUUCUUCUACCGCUGCCAAGCUUAGAGACUUGACAGGCGAACGGGGAAUUUGGUUUAUUUUUAACGAUUUGAGUGUUCGCGCACCGGGCGAAUACCGAUUGAAAAUUUCUAUCAUGGAUUUGGGCAAAGCCUUGGCUCUAGGGGCUGCGCCAGAGCCCGGUACGCAGGAUGAAUCGUCUCCCGUCAUCGCAAGUAUAUUCACGGAUGUGUUCCGUGUCUAUUCGGCAAAGACCUUCCCGGGAAUGAUCAAUACCGAGCUCAGCAAGUGCUUUGUGGACCAGGGUGUAAGGAUCCCGGUCAACUACAAGAAUACCGCCCAACACGCAUAG